GGGUGUCAGCACUCCAGAGACUGGAAUGGAGGUUCACUUCAUGCUGUAUCGCGAUGCCAAGGGUCUUGGCGCAGCCGACGUGCAGCCGGCCCAGCCCCAGCCAUUGGUUCCAGCACCGGCGGUGAAGGAGGAGGAGCUCCUUCCAGUGGGAUGGAAGAAGGUGUGGUGCGAGGAGUACCAGGAGUGGUACUUCUGGAACCAUGUGAGCAAGGAGUCCAAGUGGACACGCCCAAAGGUCGGCGAGCCAGAAGAAGAUAACACGCUUCCAAAGGACUGGCAGAGAGUUUACGACGUGGAGCGAGGC
This is a messenger RNA of Cladocopium goreaui, 304 nucleotides long. NCBI's taxonomy places the organism in Eukaryota, Dinophyceae, Suessiales, Symbiodiniaceae. The record is from the annotation of a GenBank genome assembly.